Messenger RNA from Camelina sativa (false flax), 1588 nucleotides. NCBI's taxonomy places the organism in Eukaryota, Viridiplantae, Streptophyta, Magnoliopsida, Brassicales, Brassicaceae. The record is from RefSeq and is a predicted model, not a curated record.
UUGUAAUAUAUAGUAUAUUGUUACAUUGAAUCCUUUUUAUUGAUUCCCCUCCCCCCUAUUAUACUUGUAGCCUGAAAUAGUUGUGAUAUUUAAUAUAUGAGCAUACAAACAGUUUGAAGUAUAAGUUUUUGCAGGUUUAAGUAAAGAUGAUGCUGAAGAAGCUACUUCUUACGGUGUCAAUCAUCUUGAAUAUCGUAUUUAUCAUUCAUAUUCUUUAUUAUAGUUCAACCACAUGGAAUCCAACGUGGACCAAUAAAGCUGCGGUCGAAGCUGAAACUGCAGCCUCUGUUUCAUGCUCAGGACACGGGAGAGCUUACGUGGAUGGUCUUGGUGUCCUUGAUGGCCAGAAACCUCCUUGUGAGUGCAACAAUUGCUACACAGGCAAAGAUUGCUCCGUUCUUCUCAAAGAUUGCCCUGUCGAUGCUGACUCAGGAGACCCUUUGUUCUUGGAGCCUUUCUGGAUGCGACAAGCCGAGAGCAGUGCAGUUUUGGUCUCGGGAUGGCACAGGAUGAGUUAUAAUUAUCAAGAUGGGACACAUGUGUCUCGAGAGCUCGAAAAGGUCAUUAGAAAACUGCAUAGUGUAGUGGGAAACGCUGUUACAGAUGACAGAUUUGUAAUCUUUGGAUGUGGAUCCACACAAUUGCUUGCAGCAGCUGUCCAUGCCUUGUCUUUGACAAACUCAUCAGUAUCAUCACCUGCAAGGCUUCUGACUUCUAUUCCAUACUACACUAUGUACAAGGCCCAAGCAGAGUUCUUUGAUUCAGCACAUCUCAGGUUUGAAGGAGAUGCGUCUGCGUGGAAGCAGAGCGAGCAUAAUGAUAAUAUCACACAAGUUAUAGAGGUAGUGACAUCUCCGAAUAAUCCAGAUGGGAAGCUGAAAAGAGCGGUUCUUGAUGGUCCUAAUGUAAAAACAGUUCAUGAUUAUGCUUACUACUGGCCUUAUUUCUCACCUAUUACACAUCCAGUUGAUGGAGAUUUGAGCCUGUUUAGUCUCUCCAAGACUACUGGUCAUGCCGGCUCAAGAUUCGGGUGGGGAUUGGUAAAGGACAAAGCUGUUUAUGAAAAAAUGAAAAGAUAUAUAAGUUUAACUAGUAUCGGUGUUUCAAGAGAUACACAGCUUCAUGUCCUGAAGUUGCUCAAAGUAAUAGUUGGCGAUGGAGGCGAUGAGAUAUUCCAUUUUGGCUAUGGAACUUUGAAGAAAAGAUGGGAGACACUGAACAAGAUCUUCUCCAUGUCCACCCGUUUCUCGCUCCAGACAAUCAAACCUGAGUAUUGCAACUAUUUCAAGAAAGUCAGAGACUUUACUCCUUCUUAUGCAUGGGUGAAGUGUGAGAGACCAGAAGACACAAACUGCUAUGAGAUUUUCAGAGCGGCGAAGAUAACAGGACGCAAUGGCAAAGUGUUUGGAUCGGAGGAAAGGUUUGUGAGAUUGAGUCUCAUCAGAUCACAGGACGACUUUGAUCAGCUUAUUGCUAUGUUGAACAAGUUAGUCUCCCAGGAAACUGUUCCAUCUGAAAACUUCAGUGUAUUUUAGGCCUCUUUAAUUAAAAAGCCUAGGGUAAACCAAUAAACCAUAUGUGCAUUUUA